Phaethon lepturus (White-tailed tropicbird) is the source of this 2828-nucleotide messenger RNA. RefSeq names its product AT hook containing transcription factor 1 (gene AHCTF1). Lineage: Eukaryota; Metazoa; Chordata; Aves; Phaethontiformes; Phaethontidae. The annotation marks the transcript as partial. The transcript has 6 exons. The record is from RefSeq and is a predicted model, not a curated record.
UGAAACAAAGCACCAGGAGUCUAAGAUGUCCUCUUCAUCAGAAGAAAAAGCCAUACCAGUUGCAGCAAAUCCACAGCUUUCUGAAUCCCUGGUGGCAGACCAUGAGUCUGUGAUAAGUAUCCUUGACAGUGAGGGUGUGGUCAGUACUCAUUCAGAAAAUCACCUUGAGGAGAAGCAUGUGGAUUUGCCUGAAGAACAUAACCUAGAAGCAGCUGAAGAAAAUCUUCCUGUUCCACAGGAAGAAAUAACUGUUUCUAACAAUCUUCCUGAAGCCAAGGAAAUUAAUGUUGUUGAAGAUAGUGGAGUUAAGGCACAAACCUCAGAAGUCCCUGAAACAUCACCAUAUAGUGAACUACAUCCAUCAGGCAGCCUUCAAUAUAGCUAUGAUACAAUAGAGCAACAGUUUGCAUGUGAUUUGCCGGAUAAUCAAGAUGGUAUAUGUGAUGCAGCUGAGGGAGAUGGAGAGCUUUUUAUACCUCAGAGUAAUUUUACUUUAGUCUUGGAAGGAGAAGAAGGUGAAGCGGAGAUGGGAGACCCUGAAUUAGUAGAUGCUUCCCAACCGGCUGGCACAACAACAGAGGAAAAACCUGUGAACAAUUUAGGAAAUACUGAAAACCAAGAACAUGUUACAAACUCUGUGUCCACUGUAACUAGUGAUCAGGAAUCUCAAAACAUUGCAGAAUCGCUCCCAUAUGUGCCUGAACCCAUUAAGACAGCUAUUGCUGAGAACUUACUGGAUGUGAUCAAAGACACAAGAAGUAAAGAAUUUACAUCUGAAGUUGUAGAACAAUCUAUUCAUGAAACCAUAGGUAAGAAGGUAACUAGAUUGCAGAAGGCAAAAGCUCCCUUAAUGACUAUGCCAGAAGGAGUGGAAGAUGAAUCCAGCAGACAUCAAGUAGAGUGUGUCAUCACUCCUAGAACACGCACAAGGGGACAACUGAGUAGAAGUUCAAGUAUUCCAUUGGCAGGUGAUCAACAACUACUGAAGACAGACAAACCAGUUCUGUUUGGACUGUCUCCUAGGAGAAGUACGAGGCGAACCAAAGAAGCAUCCAAGACUUUGAGUCUUCAAACAGAAGAAAAUGCUCAAGAUGAGCAAAUACCUGUGAUGCCUGUUACUCCUAGGAGAGGUAGGAGGCCUAAACAGGCUAAUAUAGAAAAAGUAGAAAGCAGCCAUUCUGACAGACAAACAUUGUCUGUCAGUACACAGUCCAUAGCCGUUACUCCAAGAAGAGGAUUAAGGAGAGCAAAGGAAGCUGCCUCCGAACUCUUGGAAGAGGCUAAUGAAGAAACAUCUCUUGCUGAAGGUAGCAUUAUUGCUUCUGCUACUUCCAAAAGGACUAGAGGAGGGAAACAUUCAGCAGGAGAUCAAGAAAGUGGCCAGAUUGACACUGAUCAUAAGAGAAAAAUGGCAGUCAGUCCCAGUAGAAGUGUGAGAAAAGUGAAAAGUAUUAGUUUACAAUUUACUGAAAAUAUUGUCAAACAUCAAGAGGUGCAGCCUAGUGACCAGCUCAUUUUAACUGGGCCAAGUAAAAGAGGCAGAAGAAGAAAGAUGAGUUCAUCAGAGGUUUCAGAAAAUUCUGACUUUGAUCUCUUUAAGUCAUCACUUCCUCAAACAGAAUUUAAACUUCCUGUCACUCCUAGAAGAAGUGCAAGGAAGCAGCUAGAAAAUCUCUUGGCAGACACAGAAUCUGCCUCUACUCAGGAAGACAUACAUUCAGGUGGGAAAGUGGAAAUCCUUGAUACACCUAGGAGAAGAACAAGAAGAGUUCCACAAGCAAAACCAGAAAAAAGGGAUACGCGUGAGCAAACACCUGCCCAGCCAAAGGAGGAAUCAACCACACCCAGGAAUACAGUAAGGACAGGGCGUCGGGGCAGAAAGAGACGAUCAGUAUUGGAGGAGAGCACAGGGGAGGAGGCCUUCCCCCGAGGACCUGGGGGCAGUCCUUUGCUGCUUGAAGACAUAAACCCAUCAGGACAUGAUGAAACAUCAAGAACUUUAACAGAUCGUAUUACAAGAACCAAAUCCCGCAAAACUGCUAUGUGUCAGAAACUGUCUGUUGAGGAAAAUGAAUCCUUCCUUUUUUCUCCUCCUCUCACAAAGCUGACAAAGAAAUUCAAAGCUGGAAAAGCAGACCAUCCUGUGCAGCUUAAGGAUUUAGACCCAGACUUGUCUUCUCAAUUUGUCUUUUCACCCCCUCUUUUGAGGCCAAGGAGAAUAAAUGUAUCGAGCAUUUCCCGAAUUGUGAAAGAGCCAGAGCUUCCAGCUAAAGAGGAAGAUACCCAGUCCAUAGAGUCUGUGGGAAAGCAAAAACUGAAGAGAGGUAGAACUGCAAAAUCAAAAAUGAAGAAAGCGAGCAAAUCAACGAUAAAAGAAGGUUCUUGGUCACCUCCACCAGUGGAAAUAAAAUUCAUCUCUCCUUUUGGAAGUCCAGUUGAUGGAACAAAAAGCAAACAGAAAGAAACUGGAGACACGGCAGAGAAGAUUCUACGAAAGAACAAAAAAAGACUGUCUAAUUUUCCAAAGCCAGUUGUGCGCCGGAAGAUGCUGUAACUGUUUUUUAAGUUUAUAAUGUACACCACUGUUUGUAAAGUCAUCAAUAUUGUGUGGAUUAGUAAAAAAAUUAUCAUCUAAUUUGGAAGAGAUAAUUUAUAUAAAUUAUUGUAAAAUUUCAUAAACAAAUGGUCUUCAAUAAGUAACUCCAUAUGGAGUGUGAUUUCCUCAGUCAAUGCAGUUUUCUAUUUUAUAUUAAGACUUCAUACAUUUAUAUAAUAUGUAAAUAUAGCUUAUUUUAGGAAUGUUAAAUAAAAAUGUAUACUUCACAAUA